AUGGCUAGAGAUCAACAAGCGGUAGUGCUUAAUGCACUUGAUGUUGCCAAGACCCAGUGGUACCAUUUCACAGCAAUUGUCAUUGCUGGAAUGGGAUUUUUCACAGAUGCCUAUGAUAUCUUCUCCAUCUCCUUCAUCACCAAACUCCUUGGUCGCGUAUACUACACUGAGCAAGGUGCAGAAAAGCCCGGCACAUUGCCUCCCAAUGUAUCUGCAGCCGUUAGCAGCGUUGCCCGGACAACUCUGCUUUGGAUGGCUUGGUGA
Prunus armeniaca (apricot) is the source of this 264-nucleotide messenger RNA. The record is from the annotation of a GenBank genome assembly. Lineage: Eukaryota; Viridiplantae; Streptophyta; Magnoliopsida; Rosales; Rosaceae.